Molecule: messenger RNA, 828 nt
Organism: Colletotrichum navitas
Lineage: Eukaryota; Fungi; Ascomycota; Sordariomycetes; Glomerellales; Glomerellaceae
Exons: 1
Coding region: 39-551 (170 amino acids)
Source: RefSeq, a predicted model, not a curated record
GAGAGAGAUAGGGAGGGAAAGAAAGAGAGUGUGUCUGAAUGGGUACGUGUUAUUGUUUGGGUGUCUCAGCCAAAGUCUCGUUCGUUUCCCAGGCCCCGGUGGUCGCGAUCGUCGGUGGUUUUGUUUGUGGGUUGGGCCAGCAGAUGCAAAGGGGAAGAAGUUGCAAAGUAACAGACGGUCGAGACAAGGCGAUUGGAAACCCAGACGUAUCCUCGGACUUUAGCAGAGCAAGAGGUGGAGGGGGACAAGAGUCAAAAGGUAGGCGGCCAUCGGGGCACAGGGCGGUAGGUGGUUCGGGAAGGGGAAGUGAGGUUGCUGCGCUUCAGGGCUGGCAUUUAAAUUACGGGCACCCCCAUAAUCAUAUUCACAAUUCGAGGGACUGGAUCGAUCAGGAGGAGAAGGAUGAGGGAAUACCUAGCUGCACGCCACGCGCACGAGAGGCCACUCUAUUUGCCCGCUCCGAGGCUCGAUCCCGUCUUUUCCCUUUCCCCUUCCCCUUCCCCUUCCCCUCCCCUCGCCUUUCGCCUCCUUCCCCUUCCCCCUCUUCAUAGGGCGGCGGCGUCUUGUUCAGUUCGACUGGUGGUGGUGAUGUGAACCUUGGACCGUCGAUGAGGGGUGGGUGGGUGUGUGCUAGCAAUUCAGGGGUUCCCAUGGAUGGAUGCACAUGCUCGUGCUGCCACGGCGUAGUGCCUACCUACACUAGGUAGAUUUACUUGGUGUUGGACAGUUUACUUUAUGUAAACUAUGUAAUCACGCUAGCUAGCAAACCGUCCCGCCGCCAGCUCAAUGCUGCGAAAGUGUACAGGGUACCGUACUUCGUACCGAGCG